AUGCACAGCACAGCGCGCCGCAACGUUGACAGGCCGCUUGGCAGCGAGAAUGGGCUCCGUCUCGGACCUGAGACGCCUCAUUUGCGGGCGCUCGCGCAGUUCUCGCUUGCGAAUAUACCAGUAGUCCCACCAAAGGCCCGAUAUCUCCAGAAACGCGGGGUUUACGACCUCGCCUACCGUGGCGUGGGAGAGUGUGGAGGGAGGCUCAAGAUGCGUUCGCGCGUAUGGACCAACAGCAGAGCCGCUGCCGCUACUGCUCUUCCAAUGAAGAGGAUCGCCACCGUGCCGGCUACGCGGCCUCGAAUGACGGCCGGUAUCGCUAUGCUCACAUGA
Molecule: messenger RNA, 333 nt
Organism: Colletotrichum costaricense
Lineage: Eukaryota; Fungi; Ascomycota; Sordariomycetes; Glomerellales; Glomerellaceae
Exons: 2
Coding region: 1-333 (110 amino acids)
Source: RefSeq, a predicted model, not a curated record